AUGGCCGACAAUGGCAAUAACGCAUUCAGUCUUUCUGCAGUGACUCCCACCAUCCCACCGUUCACCUUUAAGGAGCUCCACGAGCGGCUGAAUGGCGUGCUAGGAAGAGAUGCCACAGGUGUAGUCUACUCCCUCGAAGGUUAUCCGAGUCUCGCCGUGAAGGAGAUCUUGCUUGAAGGCUUGGAUAGGAGCAGCGUGGAUACUAUCAAGCUUGAGCUGGCCGCUCUUUUUACCCUCUUUCACCCGGGAGUCAUCAAGUACCAUCAAGUUGUCGAAGACGAAAGCUUCUUCUACGUCGUCACGGACCGGCACGACAAGACCCUUGAGCGCCUCCUCACUGAGCACAAGCGAAGGAAGAUCCCCGUGUCUGCCGGCGUGAUUCUCUCUGUCAUGAAACAGCUCACCGCCGCCCUCGCCUACCUCCACAGCGUCAAUGGAGCAAACACUAGAGGCCUCGUCCACCGCGACCUCAGGCCUGCCAAUAUAUUUAUCAACGCAGACGGAGAGCGCUUCGUCAUCGCCGACUUCGGCCUCUGCAGGGACGCCCUGUGGAGUGGGAGCACUCUCAUAGGAAUAAUGGCAUACGUUGCCCCCGAGGUGCUCCUCCACAACGAGGCCAGCCCUGCCUCCGACGUAUGGAGCCUCGGGGUCAUCAUUUAUGAAUUAGUAACUCUGAGGAGACCGGACUUCUUGGGGGGCAAGGAGCCGGCAGAGGUCUUCAUCGAUGGGUGGAGGCCGGACCUGAGCGGUGUCACUGAUGGCUUCAUAAAGAGUGUUCUGGAGCGGAUAUUCGUAUUGGAGCCAGAGAGGAGGCCGACGGCCAGGGAGCUGCACGAGACGCUCGCUACAUUCGACAUCCCAGUUGGUGAGUUGGGAGGUCAGUGCGUGAUGCUGAAGUAUAAGUGCGGAUCCUUGGAGGCUGCGCUGAAUGGCGCUAACGCCAGGAUCGCGCUGCUGGAAGAGGAUGUUAAGAUUAAAUCUACUAAGAUCGACGCACUUGAAGACCAAAGUAAGGAACAUCUAGCUAUGAUUAAGGCACUGGAGAAUAGGCUUGCACAGUUCAGUGACAGGAUGAACACGACUGACCCUCAGUCCAGCCUCUUUUUGCUGCCAAGGCUGAUGCGUGCCGCGCAUACGAAUAGCACGGAGACCGUCUGGAUGCUGCUUGAAGAAAGACUCGGCGUUGGUCAGCGUGACGCACAGGGGAUGACGGCCCUCAUGCACGCGGCCCAGCAGGGGCACGUUGAUCCCGUCGAGUUGCUUGUUGGGGAGGAAAACGGCCUCCAGGACAAGAACGGCUGGACUGCGCUCAUGCACGCCUCAUACAACAACCAUCCUGAGGUAACCAGGAUUCUCAUUCUUCACGAGUGUAGAGAGACAAACAAGAAUAAUCAAACUGCUUUGAUGAUCGCCGCAGAGAAAGGCCAUGCAGAAGUUGCAUCCCUUCUGGCCUCACAUGAAAAGGGUCUGGCUGACAAUGAAGGCAAAACUGCCUUAAUGGUUGCCGCACAAAAGGGGAAUCUUGAAAUGGUAAAAAUCCUUCUUGGUCACGAAAAGGGAAUAAAGGAUAAGCAGAAUCACAACGCCUUAUACUACGCUCUUAAGAAUGGACAUCCAGAACUCGUUGAGAUCCUCGUAGAGCACGACGAUCCUACAGAUAAAGAUGAUAUCACGGCACUCAUGAGGGCAGCAGCCAGAGGAGAUACUGAGAUGGUAAAACUGCUUAUACCAAUCCAGAAAGGAAUAAAGGAUAGCAGUGGGAACACAGCGUUCGUGCAUGCUCUCAAUAAUGACCGUACAGACACUGCUAUGAUUCUUCGUGAAUACGAGGCUUCAUCCUGGACCCAACUCAUGUGUGCUUCCUUCAUUGGAGACAUUGAAACAGUCAGGAAUCAGCUCUCUGACAAGGAAAAGAAGAAUGAUGAUGGCGAUACAGCUCUGACGCUUGCUGCACAAGCGGGCUACGAGGACGUCGUAGAGAUUCUCAGCCCAACAGAUGGCAGAGGUACUACGGCUCUUAUGCGGGCGGCAGAUACAAACGAUGUAGAGGUGCUGAAAACACUUAUAUCUCUUCAAAAAGGACGAAAAGCAGAAUAUGUCAAAAUAGAUAAAUGGGAAAUAUACGAAGGAACAGCACUUAUGAGAGCGGCAAUAUAUGGAUACACAGAAGCGGUGAGACAGCUAGUAGCUCACGAAAGUGGAAUGAAAGACAGUGACGGUCAGACUGCUCUCAUCCUUGCUGCAUAUAACGGUCAUCUAGAAUGUAUUAGAUUACUCUUGAGUGAGGAGGGGGGCAUGCAGGACAAUAAGGGUAGAACUGCUCUCAUGGGUGCAGUACGUAAUAAUCAUCCAGAAUGUGUCAAGCUACUUCUGGGCAGGGAGGCGGGGAUGCAUGAUAAGUACGGCUGGACUGCUCUUAUAUGGGCAAUAGAUAAUAACAACAUAGAGUGUGUAAGACUUCUUGCAGAGAAGGAAGGAGAUGUUAGAAGAACCCAGUACAAUACAGAACCCCAUUUAACUUGUGCAUGUACAGAGACACCCCUCGACAUGGCCAGGAAGAAAGGCUAUGAGGAGAUAGUGGCCAUCCUUACAAAGUAG
Giardia duodenalis is the source of this 2598-nucleotide messenger RNA. RefSeq names its product Kinase, NEK. The transcript has a single exon. The record is from RefSeq and is a predicted model, not a curated record. The coding region runs from base 1 to 2598 and encodes 865 amino acids. Gene Ontology annotation, molecular function: protein tyrosine kinase activity; ATP binding; protein binding. Gene Ontology annotation, biological process: protein phosphorylation. NCBI's taxonomy places the organism in Eukaryota, Fornicata, Diplomonadida, Hexamitidae.